AUGAAGAUUUUAAUAUUUGCGCUUGUCUGUCUGCAGCUCUCGGAGGGGCUUGUAAGGUGAGCAUCACAGCAUAAUAAACUAUAAAAAAAAACACAAAAUCAUAGACGUAAACAAAAACUAGAUCAUAAUAUUAAUUUAGAUUUUUUUAUAGUAGGCACUGGCAUUGCCAACAGACUCAUCUAGACUAGAGGUGUUAAAGGUUUAACUCAAACAUGCCUACAAUCUAACAGAUGUAAAGCAAAUUAUAUAAAUAGUAAACUACACAAUAUCCAAGUUGACAAGAUUUUUAUUUUGUGUUUUAAAUACAAAGCAUUAUCAAUAGAGUAAAAACAUGUGCACAGCCAUAGAGUCAUUUAGAAGGCAUGCGUUGAGGUGUAAAUAGAAGGUUCAUAAAAGUAAUUGGCCAAGCAUAGAAAGUUAAACGGAUAGUUUUUCUUAUUAGAGAUAUAGUGUAAUAUAUAGAGUACUGUUGUUGAUAGCUUUGUAGUGGAGAUCCUGGAUUAACAAAUCAUUUCACAUAGGUCAAGAUAUGUCUUGUAGUAGCAUUCAUUAUGGACUAUAAUAGUUUACUAUAGUGUAUUACAGGGCAUUAAUGGAGUGGAGGGUUCCCCAGAAAAAGAUUUGCUGACAAAGCUUGGGUGAAGUGAAAUAGGAAUAAAAGAAUAGUGUUCCUAGAUAAGGAUACAAAGGUUGAGAAAAAACUGCUGUUUCACAGAAUCAAAUAUGGCAAUACACCGUGUAGAUGUAUGCAUGGUCUGGUGGUCCAUGACCUCAGUGCUCUGCAGGCCUUGGUGGGAUUUAGUUAUUUCCUGGGAUUUGGGAUAGAUGAGUUUUGCAUGUUCCAAAAAUGUGGUGGAACCGAAUAUAUAUAUAUAUAUACAUCCAAAAUAGGAAGUAUGAUACCUGGUCGUACUUUUGGAGGUAACAAAUGAAGUAUGUGUACCAUGGAGAUGGUGCUACUCUUUCCAAAUUGAAAAAGUACAAUUGUGUAGGGAAGAUGAAAAAUUAAGAGAGGAUCAGAGUGAGAUGAAUUAGAGCAGGCUGCUCCCCAUAGUGUAUAGGAACGGGGCUGUCCUUUGUGCUGGAUGCUGCCUAUUUAGUAGGAUGAUCAGGGGAUGCUGCUUCAUUUUUAAGAAUUAUUGUUAUAAAUCAUUUGCCUGAUACGAAUUUGCCUUUUGGUCAAACAUUUGUAACAGUAAUCAAAGAAAAUGAGGUAAAAAUAAAAAAAAGAGAAAUAUAGAAAAGAGGGAUUAAGGGUUAAAUUGUAAAUCAAGUGCCAUCGAGCAAAAUUCAGACUAUAUAUUUUUUAAGCAGAUAUAGAGAGAGCCACUAGAGCCGCUUCCGGGGUGUUAAUCGACUUUUGGUCACCUAACUGGUGCUGGACAUUCUCAUUCUGUGCAUGAGGAUAUCCAGCAUCAGCCAAAACUCCAUAGGAAAGAAUUGAAACUAUGGGGUAGCCCUAAUGCGCUUGCAUACAUAUAUAUUUAUAUUGUAAGUAAAAAAUGUCAAAUUUGAAUAACAUACUUUUUUUUUUAAUAGAGUCCCUCUGACCAAGGGCAAGUCAAUAAGGCAGAAUAUGCGAGAAGCCGGAGUUCUGCACAAGUACCUGCAGACGCAUAAGAUCGAUCUGUCUGAUAGAUACCAAGGAUAUGCUGUUGCUUCUGAAUCUAUGUAUUUUGAUGUAUGUACCCAGAAUAAUAAUGUUCUAUAAAUUCAGUUUCAUUGCUGUUUUAAACCUGAGAGAUACAAUAGAAUUAUAAAUAAGAAAACAAACUACAACACUGUUUAAAAAAAUAGGAAAAACACACAGAAUAUUAGUCACCAUGCCAUAAGGCAAAGUGUGGCUAUCUGUGUAACCUGGACAUAUACAAGUAGUCUAGGAAAAAAAUCAAAAGAUAUACUUAGUACAAAAUAAGAAAGUAUCCCUAUAGGAUGUGGAUUAAAAAGUCAAGUAGAUACAAAUAUAUAUCGUGAUCCCUGGGUGGUAUAAUGAUGUUACCAGUAUAUCCUUAGCAAUAGAUAGAAAUUCUGAGCUUUAUUCGGACUGGCUCUUAAUGAUUCUAUACUAUUAUUUAUAAUUUUGCUAUCUGAGCAUUGUAAAACAAGCAUCUUUGUACAUGUACAUAGUUUUACAGCCAUCUAUCUAAAGGCAGGUCCAAACAGGAUCAGUGAGGGCAACAGGAGGCCACUAGGUUGUGGGAAAAGGAGCCCUUUCAUGGUGAAUCGUGACUGAAAAGUAUGAUGGGCCUAAUUAGCGUAACCUAUAGACAGUUACAUACUAAAACAGUCAUACCUCCCAAGUGUCAUGUCUCUGGAGGAGGUGGUGGAGGAAGAAGACUCACAGUACGCAUUUAUAAGAUGACACAUGCCCUAUGCAUAUCUCUCGCUUUCAUCUUUCAGCCACAUCUAUCUGCCCUUUUUGCAAGACCCACAACCCUCAAUUCCUCUUCCUCACUAAUCACAAACUCUGAAUCCUCUCUACUCAACACUCACUUGUACACACCUUCCUUUCUUACUAGCAGGCAGAAGCUCAUGGUCUGCAACCUGGAACAGAGAAAGAGGUGGAUGUAGUGAGGGUAGUAGAAAGGGGACAUGAAACACUGUUAGACAGAUUAGAGCAUUUACAUAGUGCGCAAAGUCAGCUUUGUGUUUUAUAAUUAGCCAAUUCACAUAAGUUUUGUUCAGGUGUAUCCCUCCCACAGUUAAUUCCGUCUACACAACAUUAUAGAGCAAGAGCAUAUGAAGAGGAGUGUCUGUCCAUCUAUCUAUCUGAAUGGGCCUAUUCCAUGGGCAUGGGGCUGGAGCCUCAACUCCAUUAGUCCCUAUGUUAAUCCGGCCCUGCUCAUUGCUAUCUCUGUAACAGAGCUUUGUUUUGUCAUGGGACCUGUAUCAGUUCUGGAUAAAAAUUAAUAGAUCACCGCAGAUUGUAAUAGGUAAACGUCCGAGUCACUGGAGCUUCUUCUAUAUGAUAAAAUGGCAUGUAACCCAAAACACACUUGUGAUUUUAUCCUCAGACUAUGUGCAUUAUUUAAUUUAUUAUAAAUUAAAUAUUUUCAACCCCUUUUUCUUCCUCCAGGUCUAUCCUGUAUCACUGUUAUUGUUUUAUAUCUGUUAUAAACUAGUUUGUGUAACAGUGAAAUGUAUUUUGUCUAACAACUCAACUUUCUUCCUUAGACAUAUUAUUAUGGACCAAUAAGCAUUGGAACUCCUCCCCAGAAUUUCCUGGUCCUGUUCGACACUGGCUCAUCUAAUCUCUGGGUUCCCUCAACCUACUGCCAAAGCUCAGCCUGCAGUAAGUGCCACCUGUGUAUAAGUGAGAAGGUGGGGUAAUGAAUGAUUAGCCAAUGACUGCAUGGGUGAAUAAAAAUAAUGUUUCAAAUAGGAAAUACUAAUCUAAGCAUAAUGAUGAUGUGGAGAGUGCUCCAUGCUUUAAAUUCCUUGAUAUGAGUUUAUGAUUUUGAUAUUUACGUAUAAAUACGUAUUAUUUAUUCAUUUUCAGUUUGAUAAAAGUAAAAAAUAGAGAAGGAAAGAGGGUUACAUGAAGUAUAAAGGCAUUUCAAAUCAUGGCAUACAUUUUGUUAAAGUGACAUAGCAACUCCAUCUAAAUGAGGUUGUUAUGGUGCAAGGCCCUAUUACCUCAAGGGCUUAAACCGUUCUCAAAAGGUUUCAUUCCCAAGUUGCCUCCAGCAGCAAUGUCCUUCCCCACCCUCCCGGCGGCUUCCAGCUUCUGAAUUUUCACUGGGCAGGGGAGAGUGGUCAGCUGACGCUCUCAGACAAAUCAGUGACUUCCCAUUCACUGGCUUGAAUGGGGCUUGGAAAGAACUGUUUAACUCCUUGAGGUAAGAGGAUUUCCAGGCAACAUAACAACUUGAUUUAGAUGAAGUUGUUUUGGUGCUUCGAGUGUCCCUUUAAGUAGUGUUUAACCCAUUAAGGACACAUGACAUGUCAUGAUUCCCUUUUAUUCCAGAAGUUUGGUCCUUAAGGGGUUAAAGUAGACUGUUAACAGUAAAAUAAAUAUGGUGCUUCACUAAACAGAGAAUUAUAAUGAAAUAAAUUCACUCUAAUUUUAUAUGUGUAUGUGAGUACAGUGAAAAAUCAAUAUUUCAGUUUAACCUGUGGACUUUUAUAACGACACUAGAAACAUUCUAAAACCAGAUGUGUAUAAAAUCUGAAAUGGAUUAGCUAUAUUUAUAAAAGUGGCAAUUUCCAUUGUGGACAUACUCUUCACACAUAAAGCAUUUCAGCAAGCUGGAUAGCUUUAGGAGUUCGUAGUGUCCCUUUAACAUGGGGAAUAAUAUCACCAAGUGACUUGGACCCUGUAACCAUCAUAUAGCAAAAUAAAAUGAAGCUUAAUGAACUCAAAACUAGAGGUUAGAGGAGACACAAACUCGAUUUAAACAUCCAGGUGAGACUAGGCCCAUGUCCACUAAACAAUUAACUAAAUGACAAAUGUAUUAUUUUGUAAAAUUAAGUGCAUAAGGCUACCAAAAGAAAACCAAUAUAAUGCAUACACUAUAUUUGCAAUAAUUUUAGUUAUAAAGUUAGUAAAUAGAAAAUUGACACUUUGCAACAUACUCGAAGGUAUGCAAUACACACAUAAUUUAACUUUUUAAAGACUUAUUACUAUGCAUACACUCACAAUGUAUAUCAAUUAAAAAAAUAAAAUUCUGCAUGGGAAUGGAGACUAACAGAAAUAAUUGACAAGAGGUUUAACAUCUUUACCUUUCCUAGUAAAUUGCUUUAAUAUCCGAUGAUCACUCUUCCCUCAUUGUUAGGUAUAUUUUCCAAAUGAAAAUUGCACAAUGAGGUCUCAUGCCAGGAUGUUUUCUUUUUAGUUUGGCCAAGAUGUGGCAUGAUUCAUUGCAAAAACAUGUUAUUUUUAUUGAAUGCCAGAGCUUUGCCUUCUCAUAGGGCAUUUAUGACACAAGCAUGAAAUUAUAUUAAACUGAGCCCAACAUGCUUAAAAGAUAUUAUUAUUUGGAUAAGAAUAACACUCCUGACUCGAACAUGACAGGUGUGUUUUAAUAACUCAAUGACAAUGUUACUAUUGUCUAACAAGUUACAAAAAAAAACAAAAAACAUAGAACAAAUAACCAACAUGCAGCUGCCAUUUUGUUCUAGCAAACCAUCAUGUGUUUAAUCCCAGUCAGUCCUCCACCUACACUUCCAAUGGACAGCGUUUCACCAUGGGAUACGGAGGCGGAAAUGUAGCCAGCAGUGUCACCGGAGUAUUUGGUUAUGAUACUGUAACUGUAAGUAUAGAGAACCAGCAUUUGUUUUAUUAUUACCAUUUUGUGACUGUACUGUGACAGACGUCACAGUAAUAUAUAUAAUAUAUAUAUAUAUAUAUAUAUAUUAAGUGGUCAAAACAGACUUUGAGAAAUUCAGAGUUGCCAUACUUUUUCCUUAUGUCCACAUUGUAAGAAGAUCCACGGGCAUGGACAACUAUAUAACUGAUGUAAAACAUGCAACUAUACCAAUCAAGUAAGCAUUGUAAACUAUGUACAUUAUAGUUAUUAAUUAUAAAAGAAAUUUAAUACACUAGAAUACAUUUGCCCCAAAUUAAAUAUAAUAUAUUAUUUUCAAAACCCAUUCUUUUCAUUGUUGUUGAUUAGGUCCAAGGAAUUUCCAUAACCAACCAAGAAAUAGGUCUGACAAUAACUGAGCCCAGCUCCAACUUCUACUAUUCUCCAUUCGAUGGAAUCUUGGGACUUGCCUAUCCAGGCCUGUCCGUUGGAGGAGCUACCACUGUAAUGCAGGGAAUGCUGCAGGAGAAUGUGUUGACUCAGCAAAUUUUCAGUGUCUAUCUGGGCAGGUAAUUUCUAAUUAAAUUACAAAUGUCUCUGUCUUCCUAUACCUGGUUAUAUAACUACAAUUUUGUGGGGGGGGAAACAUACUACAUACAUCACAAUAGAUGCUACCAAACUAUGAGGAUAAUUUGAUUGAAAGUUUGCAUUUCUGCACUUUAGCGGGAUAGAGGGAUUCUAUAUUCUAAGUUAUCUGAUGGUUUUACGUUUAUAUAUUGAAGCAGUGAGCUUAAUAUCUUAAAAAUAUAAUGUAUUCUCUGUAUAACAAAAGGACACUUCAUUGUUAACUGCUUUGUGGAAAAGUGUAUUAAAGUGUAAAAAUAUGAAAAGUAAUAUGGUAACUUCACGCAUUGUUUUUUAAUUACCAGCCAAUCAGGUGAAGUCAUUUUUGGAGGCGUUGACCAAACCAAGUACACUGGCCAAAUCUACUGGGCACCUCUUUCACAGGAACUCUACUGGCAGAUCCCACUUCAAGAGUAAGUUUGACCUGCGUCCUGGGACUUUGUCACGCUAGUUCUCAACGCUCUUUACAAAGAUGCUUUUGGGUAUUAGGCCAGCUCUUUAUCUAUAGAAUGCCAGUUUCUGUACCAAGUCUCCACAACCGGGGAAUCUUGUAACCAGAAUUGCAGAAAUGUUAUCUGUUACUCACAUGCACUACAAAAAUUAAGAUAAAACAAAUAAACAAAUAAAGAAAGAAAGAAAGAAAGCAGCUAUGUUUGAAGUUCAGACUUCAAUUUAGAAAUUCACUAAUUCACUUUGAGUUCCUGAGAACACUUACUUUAGUGAAUAUCCCUACUUCCUUUAUUGAUAUUUGGCAUCCCUUGCCCCAGGCCGAUAGGCCAGAACUCGGAUGUUAAUUUAAACUUCACUCAAAAGAUGCAAACGCCACUAAAAUACAUUCAUGUAUACAAAAGGACUAUUAAAUAACUUGGGGAAAAAAACAUCUAAUCCAGAUUUGAGGAAAUUCUGAUUAUCCAAUAGCAAUGGGAAUAGUUAUUUAACGACAUUAAAGAUAUGGAAUUCUCGACCUAGAUACUAUUUUUUGAGAUAUAAAAUUUAUUAAGGACAAGAAUAAUUACCAUGAAUGGAAAAGACAGUAAAACAAUAUAGAUGCCUGCUUGUCUCCAAUUUUCCUUUUAUUUUUUUUGGUAGGUAGACAUAUGACAUUUUUUUAAAGUAUUAAAAAAUGAUUUUUAAAAAUCUGCUUAGAUAAGUUUUAAUAUCAAAAUUGGUAUGUAUCCUUUUUGGACAAACAUCUAUGUUGUUUGUGAAUAUAAUAUAUUUAUGAUAAUAUAAUAACAGUCAAUAUAGACAUGAUUGUCUGUUUGUUUAAACGAGGAAUAUAAUUUUUCCAUUAGGGAGUCAUGAAACAUUGAUUCUAACUUUUUAAUUUCAAAGUUUUUCAGAAACUUCUAUUUCACAAACCUGUCUCCUGCUCUCUCUUAAAACGCUCCACUCUCACCUUCCAAUUCUACUACUUUUCAACCUUGCCGAUUUGUUUCUAUCUCCCAUGCUGCCCUUCCUAAUGUGUUUUUACACCCCGCAUUUUCUAAAUUAUAAACUCAUUUGAGCAGGGUCUUCAUCAACCUAUCAUUCCUGUAAUAUUUUGUAACUGUCUCAUUUAUUAUUAGUCUCCUGUGGAAUAAGUUGGCGCUAUAUAAAUGGCAAUAAUAAUAAUAUAAAAAGUCAAACAAAAAAGUGUUGCAGUUGCAACCUAAUUUUCUUGGAAUCUAUGUGAUAGCUGACAUGGGUUCUUUUUAACACCAAAAAACAAUAUAUAUCUCCACCCCUAGGUUUUCCAUUAAUGGACAAGCAACUGGCUGGUGUAGUGGAGGCUGCCAGGCUAUCGUAGACACUGGAACCACUCAGCUCAAUAUCCCAGAGCCAUACAUGGGACAGCUGCUGCCAUACCUGGGUAUUCAACAGACACAGAACGGAGGAGUAAGGAAUUUUUAGUAUACCUUUUACAUACAUUCAAAUACAAUGCAUGAUUCUUCACUUAAAUGGACUCUAUACUCACCAGACCCACUACAGCUUAAAGAGUUCUGAUGAGAAAAGACUGUGUUUACAUUGCUGCCUAGGAUAACCUCUAGUUGCAGUCACUCAGACGACCAUAGUGCAGGACUGUUGUUCAGCAUCCCCACACUCUGUAUGGAGAUGCUGAAUGUUCCCCGUAGAGAUGCAUUGAUUAAAUGCAUCAGUAUGAGGAUAUGCUAAUUUACGCAGUGCUUUGCAGCGCAUGCGCAAUACCUUCCAAUGCUUUUCUAUAGGAAAGCAUUAGUCGACUGAGAAAGUGAAGAUUGAUGCUCUCAGUCAUGGAGGUUGGACCAGAUGUGGAGAGCGUGGGAGAAAAGGAAAGUUUUAACCCUUUCAUCUCCAUGGAGAUGGGGGCAGAGUACCUAAACAACUGCUGCACUAUAAUUGUCAGGAAUAAAUGUUGUAUUCCAGACUUGCAGUAAGUGGAGAUAUGAGAAUGUUUGUAAAACAUAAUGGACUUACAGCUUCUGCUGUUCGAAUGGUGCAUCAAGAUACCAUGAAAUCACCACAUUGUAAAAGUGCGGUGAAUGUAAGUACGUUCUUUACUUACGUCUAGAAAAAAUGGAGAAGUGUAGUAUGCAGCGGCCCAACAGAAGGUAACCCCUCCCUCUGAAGAGAGAACGUGUGACACAUAAGAUUACAGGAAAAGGGCUGCGCCAAGUAGAUAAACAGUAAUAAUAAUACAAUACUUUGUAUCAACAGGUCAGACAAUACAGUAUAUGAAGUCUCACCGAAACAGUGGGACUAGGGUUCUGGUAGAAUCACAGAAAGAUGUAUCCAAAAUAUUCAAGUCUCACUCGGAGAUAAAUGUCUUAUAAGGUGCUUAUUUUGGGUGUAGUGUCCUCAGUGCCUUCAGUGGUCCAACCGUUCCGCUUGUAUGUAAAACAAAAGCGAGGGAAACCAAUGGUGCAGUAUGUACAAGCCAAUAUGGAUAAAAUAAACAAAUAUGCACAGUCAACUCACAUUUAAAAGAGCUAUAUCCAGCUCUGGUGAUAAGAGCAUACAGUGGUAUAAUCCCUGCUUUAAAGGAUAUGUGAUGGGAGUCCUCCAGAGGGAUGGUGUCCAACACUCAGGAGAGGGAUAUAUAAAAGUCAACUUGUACAAGUUGAUACAUUUAUUGGCAGUUCCUGACACAUUCAAAAUAAUUUGGUUAUGUAAUUUUAGGUUUAAUUGUAUCAUUUAUUCUGAAUUUUUAGUACAAUGUGAACUGCAACAAUCUUCAGAGUAUGCCAACUCUCAGCUUCACCAUCAAUGGAGUUUCUCUGCCAUUGCCUCCAUCUGCUUACAUUGUACAGGUAUGUUAAGAAAAUAAUACAUGUAAAUGUAGAGAUCAACCAAACCUAACUUUCACCACUGAAGGGGUUGUUUGUAAUUAUGUGCAAAGUCUUUCAAUGUUAAUUUAUUUAAAGAGAUACUAUAGUCCCCAAAACAACUUUAGCUUAAUGAAGCAGCUUGGUGUAUAGAUCAUGCCCCUGUAGUGUAACUGCUCAAUUCUCUGCCAUUUAGGAGUUAAAUCACUUUUGGGUUUUUUUUAUGCAGCCCCAGCCACACCUCCCCUGGCUGUGCCUCACACAGUCUGCAUGAAGAGAAAUGGUUUCAGUUUCAAUCAGACAUUACUUACUUUAAAGGUUUUUAUCUCCUGUUCUGUAAAUUGAACUUUAAUUACAUGACAGGAGGCUCCUACAUGGUCUGGCAAGCUAUUAACAGAGCAGGAAAUAAAAUUUUUGAAAUUAAACAUUAUAUUCAAUACAGGAAGUGUAAACAUUUGAUGACUCUUUACAGGAAGUGUUUGGAAGGGCUGCGUAAGUCACAUGCAGUGAGGUGUGAGACCCAAAAUUAGGAACCACCGGCUGUGGAGAUAAUCUGGAAAAUAAAAUUGUUAGUGAAAUUAGUAAAAUGUAGUUAUUUCUCCAGUUCACUCAAUGUUAUUCUGUUUUUGGCAAUUUCCUUUUCAGUCUGCAUAAAAAAAAUCUAAGAAUAGCCCUUAUAUUCUUUCUAUUCACACAACAGUUGCCCAUUAUUUCUUCUUGGGAGUACUAAAUAUAGACACAAGAGGUCAUACGCUUUUUGUUAAACUUUUUGCACAAGCAUGCUAAUGCAUUUUUGUUCCUUGCAGGAAAAUGGAUACUGCUAUGCCAACUUCUUAAGCAUCAGCCUGCCUGCUCAGAAUGGUGACCCACUGUGGAUUCUGGGAGAUGUCUUCCUGAGGCAAUAUUACUCCAUUUACGACUUUGGAAACAGUCGUGUCGGCUUUGCUUCAGUGGCAUAA
Pelobates cultripes (western spadefoot toad) is the source of this 10113-nucleotide messenger RNA. The record is from the annotation of a GenBank genome assembly. NCBI's taxonomy places the organism in Eukaryota, Metazoa, Chordata, Amphibia, Anura, Pelobatidae.